Molecule: messenger RNA, 1552 nt
Organism: Linum trigynum
Lineage: Eukaryota; Viridiplantae; Streptophyta; Magnoliopsida; Malpighiales; Linaceae
Source: the annotation of a GenBank genome assembly
CUUCUCGAAGAAUUAUAAAUUUGGGGAGUACCAUUUUGCAAUAUAAUUUGUACGAUUUAUGGUAUAGACUAAAACUAGAAGACAUACAUGUCACAUACUAUAACUGGUUGUUAACUUGUUAAAAAUACUUACGAUAAUACAAUUAGCUCGGGUUCUGAGGAUUAUCUCGGUGAUCACUGCGAUGGACUUCAAUGAUGCAAAAUUUCUAAACGACAUUUAAGAAAGGAAAUGACAUUGAUAUUCAUAGGUUGAAUUGUUGAAAGAUUUAUGGAAGUUGAGUAAAUGGCAAUUUUGAAAACAAUUUGGUACCUAUAGGGAUAUUAUCCAUACAAAACCUUAGUAGCACGUAAAGUAAACCGGGUCGGGUCUAUCGCGGGUCUGGUAUCGGGUACGCAUCCCGUUCCGUUGGAAUUGGAUCGUUGGCCAAUGGCGAUAAAUGCCAAACAAAAGCGCGAAGGAAGAAAAGAAAACGAGUGAGAAGAAGCUGCUCAGCGGCAAUAAUGGCGGAUCCGAGAAAGGCUGGCUUCCUUACUUACGCUUACAUUCUUCUCUACAUAGCUCUCUCCAGCGGCCAGAUCUUCUUCAACAAGUGGGUGUUAUCAUCCAAAGAAAUAAACUUUCCUUAUCCUCUUGGAUUGACUCUGCUCCACAUGGUCUUCUCAUCUGUUUUAUGCUUUGCUCUCACCAAAGUUUUCAAGGUUUUGAAGGUUGAGGAAGGAAUGACAUUAGAAAUAUACACGACCUCAGUCAUUCCCAUUGGUGCGAUGUUUGCAAUGACUCUUUGGCUGGGGAAUACUGCUUACCUCUAUAUUUCGGUGGCAUUUGCUCAGAUGCUGAAGGCUAUCAUGCCAGUAGCUGUUUUUGUUCUCGGAGUAGCCGCAGGACUGGAAGUGAAUAGCUGCAGAAUGUUCCUAAUCAUGUCGGUGAUAAGCUUUGGGGUUCUAGUUGCAUCUUAUGGCGAAAUAAAUAUAAACUGGAUUGGAGUUGUCUACCAAAUGGGCGGAGUUGUUGGAGAGGCCUUGCGGCUUAUAUUCAUGGAAAUUUUCGUGAAGAGGAAGGGCUUGAAGUUGAACCCCAUAUCUGUUAUGUACUACGUCAGUCCUUGCAGUGCCAUUUGCUUAUUCAUCCCAUGGAUCUUUCUAGAGAGACCAAGGAUGGUUGAACAAGGGACAUGGGAAUUCCAGCCUGUUAUCCUGAUGCUCAACUCUCUCUGCACUUUUGCACUCAACCUAUCGGUGUUCCUCGUCAUCUCACAUACGAGCGCACUGACCAUUCGAGUAGCUGGAGUUGUCAAGGAUUGGGUGGUUGUCUUGCUAUCUGCACUCCUUUUCGCUGAUACAAAGCUCACGAUCAUAAACCUUUUUGGCUAUGGCAUUGCUAUUGCAGGUGUUGCAGCAUAUAACAACCAUAAGUUGAAGAAGGAAACCUCUCGGGAUACUUCCAAGGACGCACAAGCACACGAGACAGAGUCCAUUCCACUGACCACUUCGUCAACUUCUGAGAGUUAGAACGAUGAUCAAAACAUGUACGUGAAUACAGUUUUCAGGUAUUU